Molecule: messenger RNA, 6519 nt
Organism: Chelmon rostratus (copperband butterflyfish)
Lineage: Eukaryota; Metazoa; Chordata; Actinopteri; Chaetodontiformes; Chaetodontidae
Gene: lsm14aa
Product: LSM14A mRNA processing body assembly factor a
Exons: 10
Coding region: 154-1680 (508 amino acids)
Biological process (GO): P-body assembly; cytoplasmic stress granule assembly
Cellular component (GO): P-body
Molecular function (GO): mRNA binding
Source: RefSeq, a predicted model, not a curated record
AUGAGGUAGCCAUGUUGUAGCAGUGAGACGAGCGAGUUGGUGGAAAAACACAAACCGGAGAAAUUUGGUUUAGAAUCAGUAUUGUCAACCACACGGUUCGGAGGAGCCGUCCAUCCUGUUCCCUGUUCGGACUGCCGAGUUCUAGAAGACACCAUGAGUGGCGGAACGCCAUACCUCGGCAGCAAAAUCAGCCUCAUUUCGAAGGCCGAGAUUCGCUACGAAGGAAUUCUCUACACUAUUGACACCGAGAACUCGACUGUCGCACUUGCGAAAGUACGUUCUUUUGGCACGGAGGACCGGCCCACCGACAGGCCCAUCCCACCUCGAGAUGACACCUUCGAGUACAUCAUCUUCAGAGGCAGUGACAUUAAGGACCUGACUGUGUGUGAACCGCCCAAACCAACAUGCUCUCUUCCUCAGGACCCUGCCAUUGUCCAGUCCUCCAUGAGCUCCAACUCUUCGUCUUCUGCUUCAGCUGCUCCGACCCCGUUCCAGUCUGCUGGUUCCUAUGGUCUCUUCAACCGGGCUCCAGUUCCUGCCUAUAACCAGUUCAGCACCAGUCCCCUGGUUUCCCCUCAGUUUGGACCAGUUGGUGUUGGCCGCAGCAGCCCCAGCCUGGACCCUUUGCGGAAGAGCCCCACCCUGGAGCAGGUGAUCCAAACUGCCCCGUCCGCCCCGACCGCUGCCACCACGGCUCCGGCCCCGGGCCUGGGACGCAGAAGCCCCGCCCACGGUCGCACGGCCCCCUCCGCUGCCGGUCAGAGCAGCCAGAAGGUCCAGCACCAGGACGGCGUGGACACAAGGAGGGGUGAGACUGUCAGGGGAGGCCGCAGCAGCCAGGGCUGGUCUGCACCCCGAACCAUCUCCGCCUCUCACAUCACUGCUGUAGAUAGGGCUUCCACUGCAGGGCUUACCCACUCUGUCUUUAGCCACCCAGGCACAGACGUCCCGAAAGUCCCCAAACCAGAGUCUGAGCAGGCACGAGGCGAAGGCAGGGAUACCAGUAAACGUUCCACAGUGGCUGCUGGCGCGCCCGCUAACCGGCGCGGGCGAGGGGGCGGACACCGCGGAAGAGGACGCUUCAACGUUCGCAGAGACGGCCCCAUGAAGUUUGAGAAAGACUUUGAUUUUGAGAGCGCCAACGCCCAGUUCAACAAGGAGGAGAUUGACAGAGAGUUUCAGAGCAAGCUGAAGUUGAAAGAUGAGAAGACCGAGAAGUCUGAGAAAGCGGUGAACGGCGAGGAUAAGGGCGACUCUGGUGUGGAAACCCAGAACAGCGAGGGUAACGCCGAUGAGGAGUGCGACCCGCUCGGCCCCAACUGCUACUACGACAAGUCCAAGUCUUUCUUCGACAACAUCUCCUGCGAUGAUACCAGGAAAGCAAAUGACAAGUCUGGAGGUGCAGGUUUCCCAAGGGAGCGGAGGCAGACCUGGGCGGAGGAGAGGAGGAUGAACGCCGAGACAUUCGGCAUCCCUCUUCGUCAGGGCAGAGGACGCGGAGGUUACCGCGGACGUGGCGGUAUGGGCUUCCGCGGAGGUCGGGGUCGUUCGGCCAGCCGGGGGUCCUUCGGGCCGCCACAGGGAGGCGGCGGCUUCAGGGGAGGAUACAGAGGAAGCCAGGCUGGACGGGAGUUUGCCGACUUAUCAGCUUACAGGAAGGACAACAAAGUGGCUGCAUAGUCUCAAUGGGAGGAAGAUUCUACUCAAAGGUGGAACUUCUUCAUGCUUCAAUGGAAAACAAAUAGUUUGAGUUGCUAUUUUGUUGACUAAAAUAAUGAAGAUUGUCUACUAGUUGUAUAUUUGUCACCAGCACUGGGGUAGACUGCUUGAAAACAACGAUGGAAACAACAACAACGACGCAGUUUAUCAGAAAAACAUUUUAAAAAGUCCAAAAUCGAAUAAUUUCCAGGUGGCUGAAAUAAUUCUGUAUAAAUGUCAUAUUUCAGAGGGAUGUUAGUAAAUUCUUUGUUUUUCACUGAACGAUCUUCCCGGCCCUUUCCUAAACCUGUAUUUGAUGAUACUUUGUUAGCUGUCGAGGGUCGUCCACUUGAGUCGUUUAACUUACUGACAUAGCUUUAUUGGGGUGGGGGUGGGGCGGGUUCAGUAUAUCCUGUAAUGUAACUUCAGCACCAGACAGCCCGCAGGGUCUCAGUCACACCUUUCUAACAUGUAUUUUUCUACUAUUACAUAGACUUUCAUGCUGUUAUCUAGUCAGCCCGCUCACUCUCACAUCUCUCCCACCUUCAGUCUCAGUGCUUGUGAUUCUUCGCUUUUCACCUGAAAUCUGUCACUUUUCAGCUUCCGUAGCUUUCUUUUCUUUUCCACUUGAUCUUAAAGUGUUUGCUUAUGUUAACGGUGUCGACUAGGUGUCACGUUCUAACGUUAGUGUAGGAAGCUGGUGGCAGGCGUCAACGCGUGCACUCGACUGCUUCUCGUGGUAGUUUUUACUCCCAGUCCUCAAGCUAACUUGGUCUGGGACGCAGAUGGAUCAUGGGUCAAGUUUCAGCUGCUUUCUUUUUAUCUUUUUCCACUUAUUUUUUUAUGAUUUACUUCAUUCACGAAUCGCUGAAUUCACACAGACGAGGACUAAAAUCUAUCUAGCUCACUGAAAGUUUCCCAGCAGAUGAAUGUGGAAGAUUUUAAAUGUCUGAAGUAAACAAAUCACAUUAAAGGUCAUGUGAUUUGAUGAAAAGGUAGCAGCCAGGCUGAUGCUGUAAUCUGUCGCCUGUGUGUGAAGUUCAGGAAGCUCCACUAAAGUCAGGACACACAAAUAACGAGCUAAUGUUGCUGCUGUUUGUAACUCGCUGGACUAUGAAGCUUUGUGGUUAUGUCAACAUUUUGACAUGUAAUUAUUGCCUACUACGCUGCCUGUUAGCGAGCUAACGUCGCUGGCUAACGACAGCCAGUAAUCCAACUAUUGGCAUAGCUGGUCGUACAUACACACAAACAAUGCCAUUAGCACAAGAUAAACAAAUGAUUUGGUAUUGACAUAAACGCACUGUUGGAUCAGAUACUUGCAGGAUUCCUCAUCGCUCAGGUACUCAGGUACGCCGCUCUUGAGUGUCGGCAGGUGAUGCUGCAGGUGCGACUGAGCUGUGUGUGUUCUGGUAUCUGCGGUUGUGAGCAGGAGGAGCCAUGUUUGAAUGUUCUGUCUACAAACCGUAACCAGCAAUUCCAGCAUAGUACGCCUGUAAGUGAAAUACAGAACACAAUUUGACAUGUUUCUACUGUUUGUAUGUGUUUACUGUCAUAAUUCAGUGAAAAACACGUCAAAGGGAAGAUUAUGUCUGCGUAAUUUCCGAAUAAUCCGAAAGAUUUUUUAUUUCAAGAGUUUUCCAUGUUAACAUGAAAUCACAUCACUGAACAUAAAGAGGUGUCGUAUAUGUCAGUCCAGCAGAGAGCAGCAUAGACCUGCAAACAUUAAGUGCUUAACAUCCUUUUAUGAAGUACAAUGAUGUAAUGUUGAAAUGUUGUACUUGAUAAAUCGUCUCUGCUUCUGGACAACACUGAAAUGUGACACACCACUUUGUUUUCUGCGUCUUCACUCGAAAUUAAUUUGGAAAAUUCACACAACAAUUCAGUUAUUACAGACGAGAAGUAAAAUAAUUGUCCUUUCAACAAGUCUUUUAUUGGAAUGACAGUAAGUACAAAGAGAAAAGGAAACAUUCACGUUGUGUUUUUCACUAUUUCUUUUGUUGUAAUUUAGACAUUUUAAAUCUUCCACUAUUCUAUGACAGAUUCAUUCAGUGUGUUUUCAGUUGUUUGUCGAAAGAGUCAUGAGACACACAUUUAGAAACACGCACACACAGAGAAGGCACAGGCUCACCAGGUUUCAUUUAAUCCACCCGUUACAGUGAAACUCCACUUAGACGUCUUUUAAAAGCCAAACUCAGCCUGAUGCCACUAACUUGUUCCCACGGCACUGCAUGGUGGUCAACAGCACGCUAAAGCUACAGGAAGUGAUGUCAACUCCAAACAGACAAUAAGAAUAGAAACGCGAGCCCGCUGUGUGCGCGUUGCGUCAGUUUUCUGGCAAUAUUCAUCCUUCUGAAGUUACGAAGGACCGGGGUCUGAUGAAUUUUGACUGAAUAAUCUUACGCCAUCCUGGCCUGGUAUGAUUUAAGUACUUAAAAACUCUUUGUUUUGUAUUUUUCAUUUGAUUUGGCUGGAAAUGUAGAGUUGCACUUUUGCGAAGUUAAGAAACAUUGCUGUUUUCUGUUCCUCUGUCCUGAGAUUGUAUUGAGCUAACGAAGACUCCGUCAUGUUACAUUAUCUGACUCCCCCGAGCAUGAAUCCGAUAAAAAUGAUGUCGGAUUUCAGGAAUAUUGUUCUAAACAGACCUGGGUCAAACAUUGUCAACAAGACGUCUCUGUCCAUCUUUUUCUGCAGAGAAAAGAAGGAAAUUUGACUUUUCCGCAGUGUUUUGGGCACUCGUAGCAGUUUUAAAUGUACAGAAGUGAAAUGAAUUUUUCUUGACCCACGUCUAUUUCCAUAAAGUUGUUUUUAAAUGAUGUCUGCUUCAUGGCUUUGACUCCAGAACGACAAAGUCUCCCAAAAUAUGACGAAAAGAUGUCAGCCUGACAUGCAAAGCUACCUUUAAAGUACGUGAUUGUGCUCAGGAAACGUAGAGAAAAUUAGUUUUUCUUGAUUCGCCUUAAUGCUAGAGAAUAGCCGCUAACAUCACAUCGAAGCUUACAGAAAUGAAAAGGAGAGAUUUGAGACUUUGUUGUCCAGUGUUGCCGUCUGAUGCUGUCGAACUUGGGUGCACAUGACUUUUUAAACUCUUGAUGGAGUGGUACUUCAACGUGUUUCCUCGCUGUCGUAGAAGCGAUUCCUUUGCAUUAAGGCACUAAACGAGUUGUUUAACCACGUGAGAGUUUUUGGGAGCUUUGAGAAAACUUGUGUUGGACACAACAAGAAAAUAUGCAGAUGUGACCACAGAGAAAGAUUGAUCAAUACAAUAUGAUACAUUGUUGGUUAUAUUAUCAUUUCAAAGAUUUGUUCAGUAAAAUCCUUAAUAAAAAGGACAUUAAUUGAUAAAUGUUGUUGUUUUAUUGCACUUCUGAAACCCAAAGUGUCAAUUUUAUAAUGGCUAUUUCAAAUUGAUCAAAUAUUAAUUGAUUAGACUUGAGCUGCUGCUGCAGGUCUGAAGCUGCCUGAAAGUUUCUGACUUUUCUUGAUGUGUCCAAACUAGUUUGGUACCGUAUCCAGGACAGAUGUCUGUUUUUGUUUGUUUUCUAAGGAACAUUUCAGAUGGUCAUUCAGGGGGAAUUAGCAGCAGUGGUUCUCAACUCUUCAUGUGGGAUGACACAACGGAGCCGGACAGAAAAGUUCACAUCAGUAGAACUUGAGUUAAAACAAAUCAGACAUUACAAAAGCUUCUAGCAGAGCUGGAGAACCAGCUGGGCCCCUAACCCUAAACCCCAGUGGGACCGGAAGCUCCCAGUUGUCAAUGUGGCGUAUAGUUUGUGGUAAUUUUAUUAUUAAAUGUUGUAUGUACUAAUAAAGCUCAAACACUGAAGUGACAGAGGCCUUAAAGGAACAGUGUACCGUUUAGAGAAAUCGUUUUGUUCUUUCUGUUUGCGAGGUGGAUGCUCAGAUUGAUGCCUCUCGCAUGUCUACAUGGUAAGUAUGAAGCUACAGUUGGUUAGCUUAGCUUCAAAGCCUGGCUCUGUCCAGUCUGUUAAUGUCUACGAGUGUAAACUACAUGGAAAAAACAGAUUUUGUUGACUUUGGACAGAGCUAACUAGAGACUAGCUGCUACUCUCAGUUUCCAGUUUUUAUGCUAAGCUAAGCUAACCCCCUGCUUGCUGUAGCUUCAUGUUUCCUGUACAGGCAUGAUGGUGGAAUCAGUCAGGACAGAGAAAGAGAACGAGGAUUUACCUAAGUGUUGAAUGUUACUUAAAAACCUUGUAUGUUUCAGUUACUAUUGGACUUUCAGAACAUGGUGCAUGUUACUAAAUGUGUUCUUCAUCAUGUUACCACAGACUAUUAACGGAUAAAUACGGUGUCUACAGAGACUUGGAGGGGUGGGGGAGGUGUGUCCUGGUGUGUUAAUCCGGCCUCGUCUAUUGGAAAUAAACCCUCGUCGGUGCACUUGUGUUCCAGAUAGUAUACUUGUGUACAUGUCAGGCUCCUCUGAGGCAAAGUUGAGAACCACUGAAGAGAAAAGUGUGUUGGUUAGUUCUUAACGUCAGCUUUUGACUGGUAUUGUAUUCAACUGCACACAACACUACAUGAUGCUCGUAUUUGUCAGUCGCCACAAAAUUGGGUGUAAACAGAUUUUUAUUUUUUUUUGAUAAAGGUUGUUGAUGCAAUAACUGAAGCGAGCGUUGGCGGGCUGAGCAGCAGGAACGCGGGCGCACCGAGGUCGUGCUUGCUUUUUGCUUCCGGCGUCCGUUAACACUCUCUGGAGUCACAGCCACAUGUUUGUCUCUGAACCCAGCAUGGCGUCCUCCUCUGUGGGCCUCAGUGGACUGGGCUUUUUAUUAAGAGCAAAUAAUAAACUGUUGUUCAUUA